UGGCUGUGGCCUCGCACAUCAGACGGACAGCCUGGAGAUGACUAUAUAGUCACUGGACAUAGUCGCAGCAUCAUAUACAGCAGCACUCUCCUAUUAUCCACACGUUGACCAAGAGGAUUUGUAACUUUGUGGAUCUGGUUUUAUAACUAUUAACGCUGAAAAGACACGCAAGGCCUGAGGACACACACCGCUGGGCUAUCAGAUUAUAAUGUAACCGAGACAUCCACCAGAAUCUCAAGACCUUUCCUACACUCCAGUUGAAAGCCUACACCAUGGCUCUGGCCACAUGUGCCAUCUGGAUCCUGUGCCUACUUGUUGGCGUUUCCGGUCAAUAUUCCCCAACACCGCUGUCUCUGGAAGAGAUUUCUGAACUAUCACAGACAUUAGAUCAGGAGCAGGUCGGCCACAUUGUGCAGAAGGACACAAACCAACAGAAUGAUACGGCCAAUGUCUCUAAGGAAAACUACGGAAGAAUGCCUCCUCGCUUACCACCUCCUUGCCUGUCCCGCUACAAAAUCAAGGAAGCAUUUAAAUACGUCACAACAGUGCUGUCCUGCGUUAUCUUCGUGGUGGGCAUUGUGGGAAAUUCCACACUUUUAAGAAUCAUAUAUAAGAAUAAGUGCAUGAGGAAUGGGCCCAACGUCCUUAUCGCCAGCCUGGCACUGGGUGACCUGUUCUACAUCCUCAUCGCUAUUCCAAUCAAUACCUAUAAGCUGCUGGCAGAGAACUGGCCAUUCGGAGUAUAUAUGUGCAAGCUGUUCCCCUUUAUCCAGAAGGCAUCUGUUGGGGUCACAGUGCUCAGCCUAUGUGCUCUCAGCAUAGACAGAUAUCGUGCAGUGGCCUCCUGGAAUCGAAUUCGGGUCAUUGGGAUUCCAGUGUGGAAGGCUAUAGAGCUCACAUUGAUCUGGGCAGUAGCCAUCAUUUUGGCAGUCCCUGAAGCCAUCGCCUUCCGUUUGGUCGAAUUGAAUAUUAAGGAGCAAACUGUGAUGGUGUGCAUGUUGCCUCUGGAGCAGUCGUCCGAUUUUAUGGCGUUUUAUCAAGAGGUAAAAGUCUGGUGGCUCUUUGGAUUCUAUUUUUGCUUGCCCUUGGCUUGCACUGGAGUCUUCUACACCUUGAUGUCCUGUGAGAUGCUAAACAUGAAGAACGGGAUGAGGAUUGCACUUAAUGACCACAUGAAACAGAGACGGGAAGUGGCUAAGACAGUGUUCUGUCUGGUGGUGAUCUUCGCUCUGUGUUGGUUGCCUCUUCAUGUCAGCAGCAUACUGAAGAAAACGGUGUAUGACGGAACUGAUCCUCAUAGGUGUGAGCUGCUCAGCUUUUUCUUGGUCGUGAAUUACAUCGGGAUCAAUAUGGCCUCGCUGAAUUCCUGCAUAAACCCAGUGGCGCUCUAUUUUGUCAGCAGAAAGUUCAAAAACUGUUUCCGGUCCUGUCUUUGCUGCUGGUGUCACAGACCAAAUCUAUCAAUCACUCCUAUGGAUGAGAAAGGUUCAGGAGGGAAGUGGAAAGCCAAUGGCCAUGACCUGGUUCUGGAUCGGAGCAGCUCUCGUCUUACAAACAAAUACAGCUCUUCCUGAAGAUAAAUUACAAUCCAAUACCCUUCUAUAUAUAAUUGACACAAAUUCCCAUUUUCAACCUUUUUGCUCAAUGAAAUUUCAAAAAAUUCCUCGAGUCCCAGUGAACACUUAAGGUCCUCAUUUCUUCUGGACAUGCUGUUGGACUGCACCCUUAGAAACAUGGCUUCACUAUGGAUGCAAGUUUCCAAAUCCAGAGACUUGGCUUAGGACUGUCCACAACGUAUGGAAACCCGGUGUAACGCCUGUUGUUACCAAUGAAAGAACUGUAUUUAGAUAACUGAUAAAAUAUAACAUUCGGGUUGGGCCGUCCAUAAAGAUGAAAACAGCCAUAUUUUGUACAUAACUACCUAUUACCUAUCACCAAUCUGUCAAUCAAAACCCUUAAUGCCCCUUUUAGGGCAGAAACUAGCGUAACCCUCACCAAUUAAUUGUGGGAAAAAAUAUUUAGCCCAGACCCAAGGCAAUUUCAGUUUUGUCUUUUAUUGUUAGAAAGGGACAGUUUUUGUGUUCACUGUCCCUUUAAAUGAAGGUCUCUGGUAUGGACUUUCUAACACUGCCAUUUAAAUGUAUUAUAUAAUAUUGUAUAUUAUUUUUCUUGAGGCAACAGACAUGCACAAUAUGUGACUGGGUCACACAAAUCGCAUUUUGUUUGUAAAUAUUUAAUCAAUGGAAUAAUAAAAUAACAAAAAGUCAUCUCACCUCCCCCGCCCGAUCCCUGGCCUGUGACUACUGUAGUUGUCUUAGCAGGUACUGGCCCCUCAGCCAAACAUCCUGCUGAGAUGAUGCAUCACAGGAACCAGGAAGUGGUGGUGACUGGAAGGGAUUGGGGGUAGGUGAGUAUUACUUAUUUUUAAUGCACCUCCAAAUGUAAAAAAAAAAAUGUAUGUCCUUGGACAACACCUUUUACGGGGCAGUCCAGUGGCAUACACAUGAAAAAGUGGGCAGACUGGGUUACAAUAAUAUUUAAAAAGUUGUACUAACCGAUCCCCCAACCACUGCUGCUUCCCCAUCUCAGCACAUAAGAAGUGCCUGCUCAGCCAAUCAUUGGUCACAGUGGUGGUCAGCCUUGUCUAGUGAGUGUAGAGACAAGGAAGUAAGCGCUCCAUAGAAUAAUAUUUUUGGACCCAGGGGGCUAAAUAUAUAUAUAUAUAUAUAUAUAUAUAUAUAUAUAUUAGAACUGCUCACCCUGGGUGGUUGUAUAAGCACAUACACAACAAUGGGAUAGGUAUGUAGAAAAAGGUUGUCUGCUGCCCUCCGGAGUAUAAGUGGUAGUAGGUACUUGGCUUCAAAGGAACCCGGCUCACGGCGCUAAUCG
Messenger RNA from Hyla sarda, 2889 nucleotides. Its product is annotated as endothelin receptor type B-like. The transcript is spliced from 8 exons. Gene Ontology annotation, biological process: vasoconstriction; G protein-coupled receptor signaling pathway; enteric nervous system development. Gene Ontology annotation, molecular function: endothelin receptor activity. Lineage: Eukaryota; Metazoa; Chordata; Amphibia; Anura; Hylidae. The coding region runs from base 273 to 1574 and encodes 433 amino acids. The record is from RefSeq and is a predicted model, not a curated record. Gene Ontology annotation, cellular component: membrane.